AUGCUUGUUCAACAUUUUUUUCCUUCAUCUUCUGCUACGACAAUCUUUAAUUCUUCUUUUUCUCCUUCUUGUCCUCCUUGUAUUUCUUCAUCAUUGAUGAAAAAUAAAAAACCAUCUAUUCUUUCUCCAUUCUUUAAUUCCGAAUCAACAGGAUUUCAACCAACAAUAGAACAAAAUAUUCAUAUUGGUGGUAGUGAAAAAAUUAAAACACAUUUGUCAGCUUGGCCAAGUAAACUAACACCAGUUAUGGAAAUUCAUCGACAACGUUUUUCACAACUUAAUCCAAGAUUUAAACAACAAAAAAUAACAACAACACUUCUUCAACCUAUUCAACAAUCUGUUAUUUGCCCAGUUAUUCUUCCGUCAACAACACGUCCUCAACCACGUCAACAAGCACGCUCAAAACAACAUCAACAAACACAUUUGCCACCAACACAAACAAUUCGACGACCAAAUACAGCUCAUGCCAAACAACAACAAUCAACAUCAGAAUCUAAUCCUCAAUAUAUAACAUUGACUAAUUUAUCAAAAAUUUUACAUGUUCUUCAGACACAAGUCAAAAUAGGUGAUAAUGAAACAUCAACAGAUAUGAGUUCAUCAACUACAAAUAGUGCUAAACAACGUGUUCAACAACAUUUACAAGAUACAGCAACACGAUGGUGGAAACCAGCUCGAUCAUCCGAUUGUCAUGCUCAAGUAGCACCGCCUUCUUCAAUAUAUUCAUAUGAAACAUCUGCUACAUUACCAUCAUCAGAUAUUGUUCAACAUAAUCGACAAGAAUCCGAAAAUUUUCCAUUAAUUACAGUUGUUUCAAAUUCGACUCGACAAUUGAAUAUACCUUCAGUCAAUGGUAAUGGAGCUUCUAAAUAUGAAGAAUCAGAAUCAUCAACAGAAAUACAAACAACAGUUAUAACAUCAAUGGUUACAUCACCUAAAACAACAAUUAAUACGAAACAUACACGGCAAGAACCAUUAAUAAUGCAAGCACGUGGUAUGCGUCUUCAUUCAUAUGAUCAUCAUUAUUAUUUUAAAAAGCAGAAUAAUAUGAAUUUUCUGCAACAACAACGUUUAAUUCAUCAAACAUUAUCAUGA
Rotaria sp. Silwood2 is the source of this 1092-nucleotide messenger RNA. The record is from the annotation of a GenBank genome assembly. NCBI's taxonomy places the organism in Eukaryota, Metazoa, Rotifera, Eurotatoria, Philodinida, Philodinidae.